Molecule: messenger RNA, 6463 nt
Organism: Mauremys mutica (yellowpond turtle)
Lineage: Eukaryota; Metazoa; Chordata; Testudines; Geoemydidae
Gene: MEGF11
Product: multiple EGF like domains 11
Exons: 26
Coding region: 398-3733 (1111 amino acids)
Molecular function (GO): scavenger receptor activity; protein binding
Source: RefSeq, a predicted model, not a curated record
UUGCAUCCCGGAGCGACGGUCCAGAGACGUGGCCGUGACCGGAGCUGCGCCGCGGGCUGAAGGGCUCCAAUUCCCCCGCUUUCCCCGGGUCCUGCUGGGAGGCGGGUUUAAGGGGCGUCGCGGGGCCGCUGCAACUUUCCCAACAGAGCCAAAGGGGCGCCCGGAGCCCCCAGCAGCAGCCGCCGCCGCUGGAGCGGAUCCGAGCGAGCGGCCCCGGCUCCCCCCACUGCAGCCCGGGCUGCUGCUGCGCCGAGCGCCGCCGCGGGAGGGAAGGCUCCGAGUGCCCAAUGAACUUUUGAAGAGCCCAGCUCUGCCAAUGCAGUGUGCGUUCCUUAAAGCCCUGAUAGUCUGUAGACACAGGAUCCAGGAGGAAUUUUCAACACACUGAGAAACAAGGAUGGUGGUCUGCAUACUGUUGUGGUGGAUUCUAAAAGUGCUUACCCUGUCUUUCCUGCUGAAAACGACUCUGUCCUUAAAUCCAGAUGAUCCUAAUGUUUGUAGUCACUGGGAAAGCUAUGCUGUGACAGUGCAGGAAUCUUAUGCUCACCCUUUCGAUCAGAUCUAUUAUACGAGAUGUACUGAUAUACUGAACUGGUUCAAGUGCACUAGACAUCGAAUAAGUUAUAAAACAGCAUAUCGAAGAGGACUAAGAACAAUGUAUCGGCGAAGAUCUCAGUGCUGCCCUGGAUAUUAUGAAAGUGGAGACUUCUGCAUACCUCUCUGCACAGAAGAGUGUGUGCAUGGAAGAUGUGUAUCUCCAGAUACCUGUCAUUGUGAACCAGGCUGGGGAGGCAUUGACUGCUCCAGUGGUUGUGAUAGCGAUCACUGGGGACCACAUUGUAGCAACCGCUGCCAAUGCCAGAACGAGGCUCUCUGCAACCCUAUCACUGGCGCCUGUGUCUGUGCAGAUGGGUACAAAGGAUGGCGGUGUGAAGAGCUCUGUGACCCGGGGACGUACGGGAAAGGCUGCCAGUUUAAAUGCCAGUGCCACAAUGGAGCAACCUGUGACCAUAAAACAGGAGAAUGUCAUUGUGCUCCCGGCUACACAGGGGUAUUCUGUGAAGAGCACUGCCCUCCAGGCAGUCAUGGAGCUCAGUGUGAAUUGCACUGCCCGUGCCAGAAUGGGGGCGUCUGUCACCAUAUCACCGGCGAGUGCUCCUGUCCUCCUGGAUGGAUGGGUUUUGUAUGUGCACAACCAUGCCCUUCCGGAACCUUUGGAAUUAACUGCAGCCAGGAUUGUCCAUGCCAUAAUGGAGGACAGUGUGAUCAUGUGACAGGAAAAUGCCUGUGUACAGCUGGAUAUAUGGGAGACAGGUGUCAAGAGGAGUGUCCUGUUGGGACAUAUGGCUUUCAGUGCACUCAGAAAUGUGACUGUCAAAAUGGUGCAAAGUGUUACCACGUAAAUGGAGCAUGUAUGUGCGACCCUGGGUUUAAAGGGUUUCGUUGCCAAGAAAGAAUGUGUCCAGAAGGGCUUUAUGGCCUAAAAUGCCACAAGAAAUGUCCUUGUAAUAUUAACAACACUCUCAGCUGCCAUCCACUCUCCGGAGAAUGUACCUGUAAAGCUGGCUCGGCAGGACUUUAUUGCAACGACACCUGUCCUCCUGGAUACUAUGGCGAAGGCUGCCAGCUGACCUGCCUUUGCCAGAACGGUGCAGAUUGUGGUAGUGUGACAGGAAAAUGCACCUGUGCUCCAGGAUAUAUGGGAGACGAUUGCUCCACGGCUUGUGGGGCCGGAACCUAUGGAGCCAACUGCUCGUCAGUGUGUAACUGCAAAAAUGAUGGUGCAUGUUCCCCCGUGGAUGGCUUGUGUCUUUGCAAAGAAGGAUGGCAGGGGGUUGACUGCUCCAUUCCAUGUCCAAGUGGAACUUGGGGUCUUAACUGUAACCAAACAUGUUACUGUGCCAAUGGAGCAGCCUGCAAUCCAGUGGAUGGGUUUUGUCUUUGUUCGCCUGGAUGGCAAGGAGAGUACUGUGAUCAGGCAUGCCCUGAUGGAACAUAUGGUCUUAAUUGCAGUGAACACUGUGACUGUAGCCAUGCAGACGGGUGCGAUGCUGUCACUGGUUAUUGCUGCUGUCUUGCUGGGUGGACAGGCAUCCAUUGUGAUAAUGUAUGCGCACAGGGCCGCUGGGGACCAAACUGCUCCAUCUCUUGUAACUGUGAGAACGGGGGAUCCUGCUCGCCGGAGGAUGGGACUUGCGAGUGUGCGCCAGGAUAUAGAGGAUCCAUGUGCCAGAGAAUUUGUUCACCUGGCUUUUAUGGGCAUCAUUGCAGUCAAGCAUGUCCCCCGUGUGUGCACAGCAGCGGGCCUUGUCACCAUGUUACUGGACGUUGUGAUUGUUUGCCUGGAUUCUUUGGCUCACUCUGCAACCAAGUGUGUGCCAGUGGACGGUAUGGGAAGAACUGUGCUGAGGUCUGUCAGUGUACCAACAAUGGCACAUGCAAUCCUAUUGAUGGAUCUUGUCAAUGUUUUCCGGGAUGGAUAGGGAAAGACUGCUCUCAGACUUGUCCAGCUGGUUUUUGGGGACCAGAUUGCUUUCACACGUGCAACUGCCACAACGGAGCAAUGUGCAAUCCUUCCGAUGGAGAAUGUAAAUGUACCGCUGGUUGGACUGGGCUCUACUGUACUCAGCGUUGCCCAGCUGCCUUUUAUGGAAGAAAUUGUGCCAAUGUUUGUCAGUGUCAGAACGGAGCAGAUUGUGACCACAUCACUGGGCAGUGCACAUGCAGAACUGGAUUUACGGGCAAACAGUGUGAGCAAAAGUGCCCACCUGGAUCAUUCGGUUAUGGUUGCAAACAGCUAUGUGAAUGCAUGAAUAAUGCUACAUGUGAUCAUGUCACUGGUACAUGCUACUGUAGUCCAGGCUUCAAAGGAAUCAGGUGCGAUCAAGCGGCUCUUAUGAUGGAAGAAUUAAAUCCCUAUACUAAAAUUAGCCCCGCUCUCGGAUCAGAGAGGCACUCAGUGGGAGCAAUCAUUGGAAUUAUUAUUCUCCUUCUGAUUAUUAUGGUUUUGCUGGCACUGUUCGUGUGGUAUCGACGGAAACAGAAGGAGAAGGGGCAUGACAUGCCAAGUGUAUCUUACACACCAGCCAUGAGGAUCACUAAUACAGAUUACUCACUUUCUGAUGUAUCUCAAGGUAGCGGCAGUGUACAUUGUUUUUCCAAUCCAAGCUACCACACUCUGUCAUGUGGUGUGACUUCACGCUUCUUUACCAAUAAUCUGGAUGGAAACAGCUCCAGUAAGCUCAGUAACAAAGUCCUUGACAGAGAAACUGCAGACCGGAGGCCGUACAGCUAUCUGAAUGAACUAGGUGCUUGUGGGAUGGAUAGACGUCAGAACACAUACAUAAUGGAAAAAAGCUUCAAAGAGUAUAUGAAAGAAUCUGUGUGUAGUUCAAGCACCUGCUCUCUGAACAGCAGCGAAAACCCAUACGCCACCAUUAAGGAUCCACCCAUCUUGACAUGUAAACACUCGGAGAGCAGUUAUGUGGAAAUGAAAUCACCCAUUCACAGAGAUUCGCCCUAUUCAGAAAUGCCAACCUCAUCAACGACUAAUAAAAAUAUAUAUGAAGUUGAGCCCACUGUCAGUGUGGUCCAAGAAGCCCGUGGUCGUAGUGCUAAUUACAACCAGAAUCCAUAUGACCUGCCUAGGAACAGCCACAUUCCUAGUCAUUAUGACCUUCUCCCUGUAAGACACAGCCCUACCCAUGGGGCAUCUUGGGACAAGCAGUCUUAAAGGGAUACACUUCGCUGUCGCAAUGCUGCGAACAUUCUCUCUGACUCAAGGAAAGAAACGAAGACAAUCCUUUCUGGUUUUGCAAUACGCUGACAUGACUUGAAAUAGUAUUACACAAGGAACCUAACCUAACAGAACAUUUGUUUGGGCCAACUUGCUGCUGCAUGAUAUGGAAAAAGAUGUUUUUAUACAGAUUACAGAAAAAUAAAGAACCAUCAUCUCCAUCUGACUGGAAUAAUUACUCAAGGAAGCAGUUUGCAUAGUCCAGUCAAAGACUCUAUAGACUGUGUUCUCCUAACUGUAAACUAAAAACAACCCACCCACCCCCACCUGUAAGUACUUACAGCUACAGAUGUACAUUUCUACCACCCACAUAAAGAGACCUUUACUGUUAGAAACAAGACGUCUAAAAAGACGCUGGAAUAUAUUUUACAUACACAUCGUGGAAAAGGAUACACUCAAAAAAAACCCAGGAAAGACUGCUGUUUAAUUCAGCUGAUAUAAUUUGUAAACCUUGGUUCAUGCUGUCGUCAUAUCCAUUCUGUGUACAUGUCGAUUUUAUUCUUGGUAAAUUAGUUUUGUAAUCAGUUCCUGUUUCUACUGGCUGCCAAGAUAUUUUAGUAGAGGACUAUUACAUAUACACCUUCCGUGGUUAUUCUCAAUGCCUCCUGCUCAUUUUAAGCGAUGUAAAUCUUCACAAGUCUCCAGUGAUCUUUUACCAUAGAGCUCAUCUAAACAGUGUGUCUCAUGCCCAACAUAUAUAAGAACGGCCAUACUGGGCCAAACCAAUGGUCCAUCUAGCCCCGUAUCCUGCCAGAGGCAUCAGAUGGAAUUCAGUCAUUGAGUGAUCCAUCCCCUGUUGUCCAGGCCCAGCAUCUGGCAGUCAGAUGCUUAGGGAUACAUUUUUAACAAACUAUGGAAGCCUUUGAUUGUCGGUGGUGUUUUAUUUGUCUUAUACAGCUGCUACUUUAUUCGAUACAGUGGCCCAGACUGUCGUCUGCUCUAAAUUGGCAUAUAGCUUCAGUGACUUCACUGGAGCUAUGCAGAUUCACAGCGGCUGAGAAGCUGUUCCACUUCAGUGUGUCAAAAAAUAGAACCCUAUUUCUGUUCUGCACCCAAACCAAUGCUUUCUAGACCAUCUUUCCAAGCCAUUCCAUCAUAGCUAGAUUAAUUGCAUGCCAUUUAUAAUAAACCCUUUAAUUUCAUCUGCAUUACCAUGUAGUGCAACUUUAUCCACCCCGAGUCUACCUGAAAUGUCAUUAAACUGAGCUGUGACCGGAUUUCCUUUUUAAACAGCUGUUCAUGGAAUAAUUACCAUGAGGUUUGCCUGUGGUAUGGCUUUGGAAUAAGCCUCCCAGAUUAUUUUUUGUAGUCCUUGACAUAGAAAAUAGAAUACUUGCUAUUAAGCAGUUUCUUGUAGAUCUUGAGCAUGAAGUAGUAUUGAUGCUAAGUAUGUAAUUUUAUUAGGCAAAUGUGGGAGUAGCAAAUUGAUUGCAUCUUAAAUAUAAAAGUCUGUUGCACUUUUGCUGUUCUGAUGGAACUGUAAGAGCAAGAAAAGCAACUGUGAUCAGUUUGUUAAAGCAUGAAUUGAUUAGUUAAAAAUACUAAUACAGGAAAUAGUGGCCUAAGGGCCUGGUAGUAAGAUUCAGAGCCUUUCACCUCUAGGUCACUGGUUUGAAUCCAGCUCUAGCUGGGAGUCAUUGUUAGUGGAUGACAGGCCUGUAGGAAAUGAACUGGUCUGGGGGCCAGUCUAGUUCCUAGUAGACAGGAGUUGAAUGGCAUAUGGCAAACCCCAUUGCAGUUUGAACCGUUAAUGGUACUCGCCCAGAGGCCAGGAGCUGAGUGUGCUGUGGAGACUGAACUACCCGCUCAGUGCCGGGCUUGAGGCCUCGUGCCAGGGCAGUGCAAAGACGCGUGCAUUAAUGCCGACCGAGCCAGUGCGACACUUCUUGGUGCUUCACUACUGUCAAUCCGGUAACGUACUAAAUUCUCUUGGCAAGGGGUGGGGAGAAGUGCUGGCAAUACAGCGUUAAAAAAAAGCUGGAAUCUUUCAUGGGCAGAGGUGGACACAAGUUCAGAAACCCUUUAUGCAACUGGCAACUUUUGCAAUUCAGACAACUGAACUAACUCCAGAGAGCUCUUUCCCCAUAGGGUUAAAAGAAGCUGCUGUUCACCUUGCAAGAAACACAUAAAUAUUUACAUGAAUGCUGCAUGUAUGCAUGGGGGAAAAUGAUUGAUCAGCAAUAGUAAUUUUGCUUUCCAGAAAAGCCUUAUUCAAGAUGUAACUAGACUAUUAUUUUGUAGGGCCAGGUAGGGAUAUAUUUUAUUUAGCAUAUAGAAAGACUUACCUCAGAGAUAUCACUAAAAAGGCAGUUAAUUACAUAAGGCUAUUGUUAGAGACUUACCAUACGUCUAGCACUAGCACAAAGCAGUGUAAGCUGCAAGCCUAAACAAUGUAUAUGUUGUGUUUCUGUCCAGUAUGAGAUGGGACUUUGGAGAGCAGCGAUACGCUGGGCUUUUUCAAAGCUGGAUUUCCAAACCAAAUGAAAUGAUGUGCGUAGAGGUUAACAGGAGGGGGGAGGGGGAAAUACAUUCUUGUACAUUAGCAUUAGUUUAGAAAAUAGACACUGAAAUGGCAAUACUUUUUUAAAGCAAGACAGAUUUGUAAUAUAUUUGUUCACUGUGCUAAGGUACUUAUACCUUGUACAAAAUAAAUGGCAUUUCUCUCAA